Molecule: messenger RNA, 1150 nt
Organism: Cuscuta epithymum
Lineage: Eukaryota; Viridiplantae; Streptophyta; Magnoliopsida; Solanales; Convolvulaceae
Source: the annotation of a GenBank genome assembly
UCCAUGUAUAAACUCUGAGACAAAACUCACUAGAGUUACUAAAACAUUAUGACGUAAUGAGAUAAAUCAAACUGCUUCACAAAACAUAUUAAUUUAGAAAAAUCUUUCUUCUUCCUCAUUGUCCUCAUCAUCACCUUGCUCUUUAUUUUGCUUCUUGCCAACCUAGCAUGUUGUAAAUUAUAUAUCAGUAUUUUUAACAACUUCAAAAGUAUUAAGAAAUAAAUAAUAUACAAAUUAAUUAAUAGUAUGAACAUCAUGCAAUUUAAAUUUCUUCAUUUUAGGGAAAUGCGGGAAUAAGUAAUUGUUGACAGAAAAAAUUGACUUUUGUACUAUUGAAAACGUUUUGAGUGGCUCUUGUAACAUAGUACCAGUAUCCCCACACAUCAAGAUUUCUCCAUCUGCAAGAGAUUAUUUGUCAAACUAUAAUUAGCAAGGGGAUCAUUAGCAAGUUUUUUAAUAGGAAGUUAGAAUGAUAGUAAGUAGUUUCAACCUAUGGUAGGUAUGUAUGAGCACGAUUAAAACAAGACUUCAAAGGAAGAAUAUCUAUAACAAAUACAGAAAUCCAGCUAUAAUUAGUGAAGAUGAUCUAUGGCAUAUAUAUGAACAUGCAAAUGACAUAUCGAUUUCCCGACAAAUGGGUAAAACAAAACAUCUGUCUUCUUGGAAGAAGACCGCAAAGCCUCUUAUCAUAAUAUUAAAGAACAGCUUGAACACUAUAUCUGACCCAGUAUCAUAUCUGCUGAAACAAACACUGCUUUCUCCUACCGGAGGACAGAAAAUAGAUAAAACAGUGGAUGGGAGGAUCUUCCAUGCAAAUAACAUUAAAAAGUGUACUUAUAAGUGGCAUACUUUACCCAUCUAUGCAUAACAAGAUGAAAAAGCAAUAUCUUCUACUCCUGCCAAACUCUCUAUUCAAUUCUCUUGCUUUCUUAUUCGUAAACUCAAUACAAAUCUAAUAAAGAAAACACGUAGUUUAAUUGACUCAAAAUUUAUUUAAUGAAAAUAGUUUUUUGCUCAUGUUUUCUUGAUAAUUUUAUUUGUUUAUGUUGUGUGUACUUUAUAUGGAGUAUCCAAAUUCAUCUAAUGUUGCACCGAGCUUACAUCUAUAAGCCAAAAUUUUAUGGAAUAUCCACUCAAGUAAUCGACAUGC